Sceloporus undulatus (fence lizard) is the source of this 280-nucleotide messenger RNA. Its product is annotated as exendin-3-like. The transcript is spliced from 2 exons. The record is from RefSeq and is a predicted model, not a curated record. Lineage: Eukaryota; Metazoa; Chordata; Lepidosauria; Squamata; Phrynosomatidae. The coding region runs from base 11 to 247 and encodes 78 amino acids.
CACACAAAGCAUGGGGAACAUCAGACUGCUGUGUGUCCUUGGAGUCCUCCUGGCUACUUUGUUCCAUACUACCUGGCAAAUGGCUGAUGAAUCCAGGCUGUCUCUUGAGGACAUAGACAGUGUCAAAAGUUUUGUUUCCAAGAGGAAGCGACAGAAUGAUGGAAAAACUUUAACAAAGGAGGAUGUGAAAGCACUAGCUGAUGCGGUAACAGUGGAUGCCAUAAAAAAGGCUUUGGCAGAGAUGUGAGUUAAUAAUCUACGCUUUUCUAUUUAAGAUGCA